Messenger RNA from Diaporthe batatas, 2377 nucleotides. RefSeq lists its product as uncharacterized. The record is from RefSeq and is a predicted model, not a curated record. The coding region runs from base 1313 to 2377 and encodes 354 amino acids. Lineage: Eukaryota; Fungi; Ascomycota; Sordariomycetes; Diaporthales; Diaporthaceae. The transcript is spliced from 2 exons.
GCGGACCGCACCAGUCCAGGAUCCUGACUGCUGUAGCUUGGGCCGCAAUUAAAGCCCUUGGCCGUCAAGCUGGCGUUGCAAAAUGUCCCGAUUGCAGACGUCAACGCACAGGAUCGAGAUAACCAUGUGCCACGACUUGACAGGCUGUGGAAGCCCGCUAAUCGAUGUCGUGCCAUGAACUCGCGGCACCCAGGUGUCACUGCCUCGAGAGAUCUCAAGCGACCCAGCGGCCGACAGGGGCCAGCCAGCCUGGCGAGAGCCAGCCCUUGUCGCCAUGCCGCUCGCGCAGUCCACCAGGAUAGCCUCCUACCGACGAUGCCUGUUCCUGGCCUCCGUCGGCGAGGGGUGUCAGAGCGGCCUGCCACGCCCCGGCACAGACAGCACACCCACCCUCGAUGUCCAUCCCAAUGUCCAAGUCGACCCUUUGCACCCUCUUGCGAGCUUCAAUCAGGGCAAUCAUGUUGUGAUUGGUCACCUGCGAGAAUUAGUCAGGCAAAGUGCUGGAACGGUACUACAUAGUAGGCACCAUGUAGGUACCGUGGGUUAUGCUCCACCUGACCAGGACAUCCCGGCAAGGAGAAUUGACUCUGCGUGGCGUCCCACUUACACGCUUAGCUACAUAGUAUGGUACUUGUACACCGACAUACCGCGAGCCCCACCACCAUCGCCCAAAAGCUCUCGAGUUUCCAUCUAUUGAAACAGCUAAUAAAUCUCUGGCUGGCCCGCCGUCCCCUCCCUCUCACCUACAAGUACCCCUCGCACCAUCUCAUGAUAAGCAACGCAAACUUGCUUCACACCAUCGCCGUGUUGCUGCCGCAUCCGACCCCGAGCAAGUUUCCUGGUCGGGGCAACCUUGUCCGUCACGGCCAGCACCGGACCACCUGCCCAGUAUAAUACCGUCUGGGUCGCAUUUUCAGAUGCUCUGCAUCAACAGUGGCAGACUGACUGCCUCUGUCAGUGUCUCCCUCCGUCGACCCUAGCCUAGAGAUUCAUAUUAUCUUGCAGCGACGAGGCCCACAUUCUGCUCUUCGAUCACGCUCUUUGCGAAAUAUCAUAUUCUUCUCUCCUUUCCUUAUUACCUGCCAACAACAUCUUCGGUUGGCGACGUCGUUCUCUCUCAACUGCUCUCUGGCCUGGGUAGACGUUUACUGUGAGGAAGAAAGGGACAGCAGCCUCAUGAAGUCCUCCCGAUCAGUCACUGCCGUCGUGGAAAGUGAUUGAGGAACCACAUUCAAGGGCUUCGACCCAUAGACGCACUCAUUACAAGGCUACAACGGCCACUCCAUGAGGAACGAGCUUGGAACAGCCUCCCAUGUCGACCUUUGACCUGCAGCCCUUACCCCAUGGAGGAGACGACUCGUUGUUGAGUCAAAGUCUGCUGCCCUCUGGUAACUUUGGCUUCCAGCAGAGUGCAACAGUCACCGUCAGCUCAAUAGUGCAGUCCAGCACCGCAUCCGCUGCGACCGGUGGGAACACACCAGGCCCCAACUCGGGCGUAUCGGGCAGUUCCGCAAAUACCACCGCAUCGCCCAACAUUACACCCUCACCUGACAAUGGCAAUGGCUCCGACUCAUCAGAUCCGAACAGGACAACAAUCGUCGUCCUCAGUACAGUCUUGUCGGUCGUCGGUGUCAUAUUGGUUGUAGGCGCCACCCUCUUUUGUCUACGAUGUCGCCGGAGACGGUCGAAGCUAUUCAGACGUGGAAUAACGCCCAUCGACGAUGACGAGAUCGAAACCUGGAAGAGCAGCCGCCGCGAGAAGGAACUAGGCGACGAUGCGGGCUUGACCAAGUACAGCGAUAGCAACGGGCAUGUCAAGCACGAAUCAGUCAGCUCUACCAGGAAGUCGACCAGCGUGAUUGUUUACUCCAAUACUCGCAGGUCAGAGGAGCGUUCGCCCAGGUCGCCGCGGGCACAAUUCCAAUACGGCAAGAGAAGCCUCGAUGGACGAAAGAUCAGCCUCGACAAAGAGCUGCCGCAAACGCCAAUACAAGCGAGGGCACCGAAUGCUCGUGAAGGUCUUACGGACGAUGCAGUUCCUGGUGAUGAUCCUUUCAUUCAGUAUCCUAAGCGACAAACCUCCCGUCUUUCCAAGACGCCCCCCAAUCAUCCCCAACACCCAAGACAUGCGCACACACGGACGCGAUCGAGCUUCAGCCUGCGCAGCCUCGGUGAUCACAUCAGAGGUUAUGACUCUGAAGUUGAGCUGACCCCGCGGACGUCCCAAGACUGCCACGAUUACCAGGCGAGGCGUUCUAACGACCAUCAUUCCCGCGUGUUUUCGUCUUCGUCAAUACCGCCAAGGUUGUCAUUGUCGAAUGAUUGGCCUGGAUCACCCCAACUACGCCAGGCUAUGAUCGGACGAGCCAUCGGUUGA